Messenger RNA from Myzus persicae (green peach aphid), 4938 nucleotides. Its product is annotated as zinc finger protein basonuclin-2-like. The record is from RefSeq and is a predicted model, not a curated record. Gene Ontology annotation, biological process: regulation of DNA-templated transcription. Lineage: Eukaryota; Metazoa; Arthropoda; Insecta; Hemiptera; Aphididae. The transcript is spliced from 6 exons. The coding region runs from base 520 to 4200 and encodes 1226 amino acids. Gene Ontology annotation, cellular component: nucleus.
ACGCGGUCCGCCGUCUGUUGUGUUCGGCCGCACGUCGUUACAACGCGUCGUCGUCGUUGCCGUCGCCACCGCCGCCGCCGCCGCCGCUUGUUUGUCCGUUGUCGCGUUAUUAUUCCUCUGCAGUGCGUUACCUCCUCGCCGGAAACACGAAACAAUAAUUCGCGUCCUUCGCCGUGUAUAAUAUUAAUUCGUUAUUUGUCAAACGAAAAUUAUUGUGUGGUGUUCGAGGAAAAUACAAUUUUUGGAUUCGUCGUCAAAUCGAUCAUUGGAUUUAAAAAAAAAAAUUGUUCGUGUUUCACUUGCGCGUGCGUUUUUUUCCGUCGACUUGUCGCUUGUUGCACGUAUCCUAUACCCACCUACCCAUACUAAUGCGAAUCGUUCGACGCCGACCACCCGCACCAGUGCUGCAGGACGGUUAAAUAUAUAUUGCAAAAAAAAAGUUGUAAAUCCGUUUCCGAAUUUUUGUCCGAGUGAUAUUCCACUCGAAUUCCGCGUGCGUGUUCCGAUUUCGACUGUUUGAUGGUUAUACACGGAGCCGCCACGGGAAUCGCUCCAGCCGACAUUCAUCGGACCACUGAAUCGUUGUACAAUACCGGUAAUGGCAGAGUGAUCGGCGCCCCGCUACGCAUGCGCCGUCCAGAAGACCAAUCGCCGAGCGCCGCUAGUGCCGGACUCAUGAUGGAGUGGGCUUCAGUAGCGUCGUGGUUUCUGCGGCCUGAGAUGGCUGGAGCCAGCGUGCCGCCGAUCGUGCCGCAACCACCUCCGAUGCCCAUCCGACCUUCCCGGACGUCUUCGGAUCCCCCGCAAAUGGCCAUGCCUCCAACCAUAUGCACUGCCAUCAGAUGUACAGUACCGGGAUGCGUGUGCGAUUGUUUUACGCCCGGCAAACUUCACAUACGAUUCUGCGAUGCAUGUGGUCACGGAUGGGUCCCACACGCUCUCGACAAGUUGGGAUUUGGUGGAGCUUCCUUGGGAAACGGGGCCGUGGAGCCCAUCCAACCAAACGUGGCUUUCGACAUCGCCAGUCUGGUGUUAUAUGGCUGUCAGGCCCUGCCGAUAAGACUCAAGAUCUUGUUAGACCGAUUGUUCAGCGUUCUCCGUCAAGACGAAGUGUCGGCCGUACUCAGAGGGUUCGGUUGGACGCACGAAGACUACGCCAGGGGUUAUAUACUUCAGGAACCUCUCGGUGGUGGAAUUUUGGAACGUUGGAACAUAUGUAGCCCGGAGGAAGAGCCGCUUGUGCUGCAGCAGUUUUUGAGAUUCGGCGAAACCCGAGCAGUUACACAGCAAUUGUUGUUGCAUGGCCUGGGUGCUGAUUUUCGGGCUCUUCCAGCCUUGGAGACUGACAUGAAACGGUUAAUGGAACGCCAGAAACAGCAAUUAAACAACGACCACAAGUCCGGAUUUGACAUUAAUAAGUUCCGGUCACGGACACCUCCCCCGCAAUCUAUACCAAUGCUGCCGCUGCCACUACCGCAGCUUCCACCGCGGCUUCAACUAGGAAGUUCACCACCAUCACCGCCAAAACCAGUGUUCGGGUUCGCCAAGCCACCUGGAGGACUCCCAAUGCUACAGCCCCCACCAGUUGCUAAUAAUGCGUGUAAUGGAGCUGGUUCGCCACCAGCUGGUAGCCCUACCAGCAGUGUGUCACCACUCAACAAGCUUCAGAACAUGCAACCAUUUGACUUCCGGAAGAUGCAGUCAGCUGCAUCUGGAUUUGGUGGUGGAAAGCCUUUGCAGGUCCCUUCGGGCCGACGGUCAAACAACUCAUCAGCUGACUUAUUACCGCCGCCCCCACGUCCAAGCCAGCAGCAACAACAACAGCAGCAGCAGCAGCAGCAGCAGCAGCAGCAUCAGCAGCAACAACAGCAGCAACAACAAAAUGACUUCAACAACAAGUAUGGUCCACCAGACAGUUUGGCUGGCAGUAGUGAUUUCGGCUCCGAAGACGGAGACGAAGAGGAAGAAAACUCACAGAGCGCAUUGAACCUCAGCAAAGACACCGCUCUGAAAGCAUUACGUCCUCACCGAGGCCACGUUCGCAAGACUCCGCAACCAUUAAAGAGACAGUGGGGUUCAGCUGGACUACCGUUAAAUUUAGGCACUCAACUCAUCAACCCGGCUACAGGCAAAAAACGAGUGCAAUGUAACGUUUGUCUGAAGACGUUUUGCGACAAAGGAGCACUGAAAAUUCACUUUUCCGCCGUCCAUUUGCGCGAGAUGCACAAGUGUACUGUAGAAGGGUGCAACAUGAUGUUCAGCUCAAGACGUUCUAGAAACCGGCAUAGCGCCAAUCCCAAUCCAAAGCUCCACUCUCCACAUUUACGUAGGAAAAUCUCACCACACGACGGACGCAGCUCACAAGCUCACCACCCGAUGGUCAUAACUCCGUUACAGGCAUCUGCGAUGAACCAACUGGCGUUCGGAGCGUUUCCACUACUGGCCGGCGGUGCAGACUUAAGAGCCACCGGAUCCAAACAUAGUUCCGCAUCAGGCCUACACCUGGCUGAAGAACUUAGACGCUCGGCUGAAUUUUCAUCAGACAACAUGGAUGAAUACAUGGACGACGAAGAAGAAGGCAUCGUCGUGGACGGUAAUGCCGUAGACGACGACGAAGACGACUCGGAGCACCGGAGCGACAGGAGCUGCAAACGGAUGUCUGAAGAAUCCGAGGAUGAGGGUGGCAGCACCGCUGCUGAACCGCAAAACAACCACCAUCAUCACAACAACAACAACAUAAACAACGACAAUAACAACGAUCGGCCACCAAUAGUGGCCAUCAAGAACGUGCACAAACGGAAGAGCAUGAACCCGACGAGGUUCGCCGCCGCGGCUGACCUCAGCGACGAAGGCAUGUCUUGCACAGACGAUUACGGGUCGGUCGCGUCUCCAAAAGACAACAACAACGACGUGAAGCCUGUUGUCUGCAAGCUGGAAUCCAAUCUGACCGACGAAGACGAUGGUUGCUUGAAUCUGAGCAGAAAAAGGUCAUCACCCAGUCCCGUGACGGCGGAAGGUGGUGGCGAGGGUGAUGGGAAUGGCAGGCGGUCGGCGUCGGGAGGAGUUGGUGGUGGGUCAAGAGAUUCACUGCUGUCCGAAGAAGACGAUGGUCUGUUGGAAGACGACGAGGACUUGGAUGACGACGCCGACGAUGAUUUGGAUUUGGACGACGACGACGAAGACGCUGAUGACUUGGACGAGUGCGACUCUGACAGUGACGGUAUCCACCGGGUCUACGGCGUGUUUGAGAACGGCCGGUUCGUGGCCACGGACGACGUGCCCGUUGACAAAGACAACCCACGUGCGUGCACGGCUUGUGGUAAGACGUUCCCUAACCACUUUGGUGUCAAGUCCCAUUACCAACGCGUGCACCUGAAACUCAUGCACAAGUGCGUGGUGGACGGCUGCAAUGCGGCGUUACCGUCCAAGCGGAGCCGGGACCGACACAGUUCCAACCUGAACCUACACCGUAAACUGUUGUCCACGUCAUCGCCAUCUUCGUCGACGGAACCACAUCGGCAACAGUCACGUCACCGUCAGCCGGCACCGCAGCCGGCCCAGAAGCAACCGCAUCAGCCCCAGGUCCCGCUGCCGCCGCCACCACCUGCACCGUCGCAGCAACACCCGCAGGCCCUUCCGGCACCCGCGGUCACCAGCAGUGCCGCCUCCACCGCGGCCAACAUCAUGGCGGCCGCCGCGGACAACCCGUACGGCAUGCACGCGGAGUUCCUGGCCCGGUUGUACGCCGACUCGCAGCAACAGUUCCAGGCGUUCGCCGGUAGCAACGGACUGAUGCAGGUGCCACCGCAGUUCGCCGGGGGCGCGCCCGUCGGUUCACCGUUCAGGCACUUGCCCGCCGCCGCCGCGGCGAUGGCCAUGGCUGCCGCGGCCAACGGCUGCAGCACGUCGCCGCCGUCCGCCGCCCGGCUGGUGUACUCGGCCGACGAGGACCUGCCGCCGGCGCCCGACAAGGAGAACGGCAGCAUGUACGCGUGUCGGUUCUGCAGCAAAUCGUUCCCCGACAAGAACGGCAUGCGCGAGCACUACGAACAGCUGCACAUGCACGAAAUGCACCGGUGCAAGGUGCCCGGGUGCGGUAUGGUGUUCAGCUCGCGGACCCGGCGAAACGCUCACGCGGAGAACAGCCACCAACAGCAGCAGCCGUCCCUGUCCGCCGGGGCGCAGGCCGCGACGUCGUGACCUCGACCCGCGCCGCACCAGCGUUUUCCCGUGCCGCCGCCCUGGUGGUGGUAGACGCCACACGAACGCGGUAAACUAUAUAAUAUUAUAAUGUCGUACCGGUGUGGUACGAUGUGUUUUCAUUACGAUACUCUUAUUGGCCCCCACCUGUCGUGUCGCUCGUCUCCCCCCCCUCACCCCACCCAAUACUUUAUAUAUGUAUAAUAUAAUAUAUCAUACUCGAUCGCCUGUCGUAAAAUUUUUAAGAAUUUUUUUAUUCGUCGGUCCUAGGCUAUACGUUCCCACGUAGCCCCGCUCACACGUUUUAUUUAAAUCUUUUUACUUUCGUUUUGGUGCUCAAGUCAAACGAUUAACCUCAUCAUCGUCUGUGUGUACAAUAAUAAUUGUGUGUAUUUGGUAAAUUAUUGUCCUUACCCACUCAUAUAUUAUGCGAUCUGACUAAUAAUUGAUGUAAUGUGUAUACCCGCCACCCUGAACCCCUACAGUCUUAAGAAGCGAAUUUUUAUUAUAUAAACUUUAUUAUAUUAUUACAUAUACGUAUACGAUGUAUGAAAAUAUGUGAUUCAUUUUUGUUAAUGUAUAUUUAUUAUAAUAUUUACUAUUAUUAUUAUUAUUAUUACGAUUUAUAUUAUUACAAACGAUUAAUGUAUCGUCGUGGCUGUUCUACUUAAGAACGUUAUUAUUUUUUUUUUUAUCGUAGAAUACAAUUCAUUAUUAUAUAUAAUAUUAUUUAGAAAA